Molecule: messenger RNA, 1264 nt
Organism: Planococcus citri (citrus mealybug)
Lineage: Eukaryota; Metazoa; Arthropoda; Insecta; Hemiptera; Pseudococcidae
Product: vacuolar protein sorting-associated protein 26C
Exons: 7
Coding region: 218-1135 (305 amino acids)
Biological process (GO): intracellular protein transport
Cellular component (GO): endosome
Source: RefSeq, a predicted model, not a curated record
AAAAAUCUUAUCAGUAAUCGCCAUACGUUAUCGCUGUCGUCGCAUUUUCUCGACAAAUUACUCAAGUUAUUUUAACUAAUAAUUACAGGUUUAAUAAUUAAAAUCGUGUUUCAUCUUGUCGUCUUGAUGAAGAAUUAGAAGUUGGAAUCCCCUGAUUAAUUCAUGAUAGUGCAUUAGUGCGAUUUAUUAUUUGAAUGAAAGUACUGUGCGAAGACAAAUGUCGGUCCAAGUGGAUAUUCGUCUCAAACGUGCCAAUAAAAUAUAUCGCGAAGGAGAAAAUGUUGAUGGUGUUAUCCGUGUGACGAGUCCAACAGAAUUCAAACACGAUGGCAUUUCUUUAACUAUGGAUGGAGUUGUGAACAUGCAGCUGAGUCCAAAGAAUACUGGGGUUUUUGAUGCCUUUUACAAUUCUAUAAAACCGGUUCAACUCGUUUAUGCUGUCGCAGAAAUUUGUCCUAGCAAGAAAAUGCCAACAGGAACCACAGAAAUUCCUUUCGAAAUUCCGCUGAUUCCUCGACAGCAUCAAAAUAUUCUCGAGACAUAUCACGGCGUUUUCAUCAACAUACAGUAUAAUCUUAAAUGUGAACUGAAACGAAGUUUUUUAUCGAAGGAUGUGAUUAAAAAUAUGGAAUUCAUCGUUGAAAAUAACAAAAAAGAUCCCGGUGAUGUGAAUUUUUGGAAAAAAGUUCGACAAAGCGCUGUCAAGUUUAAUAUUGUGCCAGAAAAUUUACGUGGUUUCCAAGACACUAGUAUGCCGGUGCCAAAUUUUUCCAUAACAGGAACUUUGCAUAAUACCAUAUGUGAUAUUACAAAGCCAUUUUCUGGAGAAUUAUGUGUGAAACGAUCAGAUGUACCGAUAAAAUCUAUUGAAUUACAGCUAGUGAGAGUUGAAACAUGCGGAUGCGCUGAAGGGUUUGCUCGUGAUGCUACUGAAGUGCAGAAUAUUCAGAUUGCAGAUGGAGAUGUUGCCCGUGGUUUGAAAAUUCCAAUCUACAUGAUUUUUCCCAGACUUUUUUCUUGCCCUACAUUGUUGAGACCUAAUUUUAAAAUCGAGUUUGAAGUCAACCUUGUCAUCAUUUUCAGUGAGAAACACUUAGUUACCGAAAACUUUCCUAUUGUCAUUUUUAGGCCUUAAGAAGUCAUGAAUUAAUAUUCUUAUUUAUAUUCAUUAUACUUUGUAAAUGCAUUUAUAUAUACUUUUGUUGAAUUUUGUUUCAUUUUGUAUGAAAAAUAUUUAUGGUUAUACAUAUGUACUCAAAUUGAA